This is a messenger RNA of Clonostachys solani, 2337 nucleotides long. Lineage: Eukaryota; Fungi; Ascomycota; Sordariomycetes; Hypocreales; Bionectriaceae. The record is from the annotation of a GenBank genome assembly.
AUGGGUAACGUCUUUACUCGCGAAACUCCCCAACCUCAGCCCCACAUACCUGCAACUGUGAUACAACUACCACGGAAACAAUGUCGGUUCUUUGCCAAGGGUCGUUGCAGAAAGGGAGAUGCAUGCACCUUCUUACAUGAGAAAACGAAUGGAAAAGAAGAAGCCACAGCGUCAAGGGAUGACGAGACCAUAGACGAUUCAACUCGAGAAUUUGGAGGAGCCUGGGUUGAGUUUGGGGAUGGAGCAACCACUCAUCAAGUCUCCCUGCCCUCUGACUUUUCUGCCAUCCGCAUCGGUAACCUGCCGAGUGAUUGCUCAGCCAAAUCCGUCUCAAGUUUGCUCUCGGAUGUAGGCCUGACCAUAUCGCAACACGACGUGCGCCUCACGAAACACACCGAUCCUACAAAAUGUACCGCCGUGGUUAAAGUCAAAGACCCGUCCUUCUCGAGGGAGGCUUGCAGAAAGCUAGGCACCUGCAUCACACUGCGAGACCUCGAGGUAGCUAUUAUGCCCGUUCCGCUGCCAAGGGGGUCUCAAUUUCGUCAAGUUGAUUGCAGGCAGGUGCAGUGUUCGUGGCAUCGACCAAACCGAGCAGUGCAUCUCUUCUUCGGGAGUAAGCAUAUCGCUUCCAGGCUUCAUCAGAAGCUUCGUACUGGGAAAGUGAAAGUGAAUGCAUCGCAAGUCAAGGCUUAUCCGCCCGUCCCUCAAAAGACCCACGACAGUGAAACGAGCUGGAUGGUCAAGCUAACGGGCCUGCCUAAUACUGCCAAGGAGGAAGACAUCAUGCAGGCCAUUCCUAAGCUGGACAGGCCUCGCCGAGUUGAAAUGGGAGAAAUGAGUUAUGUCGCUGACAUGGAGAUUGAUUCGACCUUGAUCCAGUCAAUGCUUUAUGAAUUUGGGCCGCUGGAGAGAUGGGAAGUUUCUGACACAUCAAAAGGGGCGCGAGUCAAGGCCCAGGCGACUUUCCUGGAAGAGUCUCAAGCCCACCAUGCUGCAUCAGCCCUUGAUGGAAAGCCGUUGCCGUUCUGUGACUCGAGCAAACUUUUUGUCGAGGUCAUCACCUCAGUGAGGUUCAAAGUGUCGACACGCGUAUAUGAUGUGAUUCAGCAGCGAAUCAACGCUCAAAAGAGCUCUUGGGAUCGUCAGUAUAUCCAUUUCUUCGCCUUUCCUUCACGUGGCUUCUAUCGCGUCCUUAAGCUCGAAGGUAGGGACCGUGAGUCAGUUGCGAAGGCAAAGCAGGACCUCGAUAUCAUCCUUACCGGAGAUGUGAUGAGGCUAGAUGACAAGGCUGUCUUAUACCCAGGAUCCACGAUCAGUAGAGAAUUUUACAAAAGACUCAAGAUGGUUGAGGAGGAGUUGGGCGUCGUUAUCAUUCGUGACGCGCGGACUUCCCAAUUUCGUGUCUUUGGUCCUGAAGCACAUCAGGCCUUGGCAACAGAAGCUUUGGAUCGUCUCAUCAAAGAAAUGAUUUCAACUCUUCAUUUUAUUCCACUCAGCCAGGACAACGAUUUUCGAUGGGCUAUGAACGGGGGGUUCAAAGCACUCAGGGCGCAGCUUGGAGGCGACAAGGCCGCGCUUGACGAAGAGUCAAGAUGCAUUAUAAUCCGGGGAUCUGACAGUGACUUUGCCAAAGCCAAAUUCAUCGUGGCCUCUAAGCAAAAACAAAUCUCAGGGGAACACCGAGGGAAAGACACGGAAUGCUCGAUAUGUUUAUGCGAAGCCGAUGAGCCGAUCCACACUUCUUGCAAUCAUAUCUACUGCGGUCAAUGCUUCAUCGACAUGUGUCAAGCACAAGCCUCGGGCCCAGCGCAAUUUUGCAUCACUUGCAAUGGAAACUUAGGCCAGUGCGAUCACAUCUUUGAGCUUGCUGAAAUCCGCAAUCUUCUUUUAUCAGAGACAUUCGAGGACAUCCUUGAAGCAUCUUUUCGGUCUUUUGUUCAACGUCACCCAGACCAACUCCGAUAUUGCCCUACUCUUGAUUGCUCUCAGAUCUACCGUGUUGCCUCCAAGACGGGGAAACAACCGGCAACUUUUACCUGUGACAAGUGCCUGGCCUCAAUUUGUGCAGCCUGCCACACCUCUCAUCCUGGCGUCACCUGUGCGCAGCAUCAAGGAGAUUCUUCUGGCGACCUCCAGGCCCUAAACAAGGUAAAGAAGGAGUUAGGUAUUCAAGACUGCCCUAGAUGCGAAACUUCCAUGGAGAAGACUGAAGGCUGCAAUCAUAUGACUUGCCAAGGAUGCAAAUGUCAUAUUUGCUGGGUAUGCCUAGCUACGUUUGACGAAGGCUCGGUCUGCUAUGGGCACAUGAGGAGGCUACACGGAAACAUCGGCAAUUAA